Cucurbita maxima (winter squash) is the source of this 2587-nucleotide messenger RNA. RefSeq names its product chloride channel protein CLC-b-like. The record is from RefSeq and is a predicted model, not a curated record. Lineage: Eukaryota; Viridiplantae; Streptophyta; Magnoliopsida; Cucurbitales; Cucurbitaceae. Gene Ontology annotation, cellular component: plant-type vacuole membrane; intracellular membrane-bounded organelle. Gene Ontology annotation, biological process: chloride transport; transmembrane transport. The transcript is spliced from 6 exons. Bases 35 to 2404 code for a protein of 789 amino acids. Gene Ontology annotation, molecular function: nitrate:proton symporter activity; voltage-gated chloride channel activity.
UCUACCCCAUUUUUGUGUUCUUUUCACUGCUCCAAUGGAGGAAAAUUCCAGCCUUGUCGCGGAAUCAACUCUCACAGACGCCAUGGAAGCAGAGCCUCAACAAGAAGAAAGAGACCCAGAAAGCAAUCCCUUGAACGAACCCCUUCUCAAGAGAAGCAGAACUCUCUCUUCUAGUCCUCUUGCCAUUGUUGGGGCCAAGGUUUCUCUGAUUGAAAGCUUGGAUUACGAGAUCAAUGAGAACGAUCUGUUUAAGCACGAUUGGAGAAGCAGAUCCAAAGUUCAAGUGUUGCAGUACAUAUUCUCCAAAUGGACAUUGGCUUGUCUUGUUGGACUUCUUACAGGGAUCAUUGCCACUCUCAUCAAUCUCGCCAUUGAAAAUAUUGCUGGCUACAAGCUUUUGAAAGUGGUCGGUUACAUCAAAGAAGAAAGGUACCUAAUGGGAUUCGCCUACUUUACCACUGCAAAUUUCCUUCUCACUUUUGUUGCUGCUGUUCUCUGUGUAUGCUUUGCUCCCACCGCCGCUGGGCCUGGCAUACCAGAAAUCAAAGCCUAUCUCAAUGGCAUAGAUACUCCUAAUAUGUUCGGCGCCACCACGUUGAUCGUUAAGAUUAUUGGGAGCAUUGGAGCAGUGGCAGCAGGGCUAGAUCUUGGGAAAGAAGGGCCUCUAGUACACAUUGGCAGCUGCAUUGCUUCUUUACUUGGACAGGGCGGUCCGGAUAACUAUCGAGUCAAAUGGACAUGGCUACGCUAUUUCAACAACGAUCGUGAUCGUCGGGAUCUUAUCACAUGCGGAGCGUCAUCAGGGGUUUGUGCAGCUUUCCGAGCCCCGGUCGGGGGUGUUCUAUUUGCCCUAGAAGAGGUGGCUACAUGGUGGAGGAGUGCCCUGCUGUGGAGGACCUUUUUCAGCACAGCCAUUGUUGUGGUGGUGCUGAGAACUUUCAUUGAAAUAUGCAAGGCAGGUGAGUGUGGGCUGUUCGGAGAAGGAGGGCUUAUUAUGUUUGAUGUCAGUAGUGUUUCUGUUAGCUACCAUAUCAUGGAUAUCAUACCAGUUGCUAUCAUUGGCCUUCUUGGUGGGUUCCUUGGAAGCCUUUACAAUCAUCUUCUGCACAAAAUCCUCAGAGUUUACAACCUCAUCAAUCAGAAGGGAAAAAUGCACAAACUGUUACUGAGCCUAGGAGUAUCACUCUUCACUUCAAUCUGCCAAUACAGUCUGCCAUACCUUGGCCAAUGCACCCCUUGCAACCCUUCUUUUCCAGGUUCCGCCUGCCCCACCAAUGGCCGCUCCGGCAACUUCAAGCAAUUCAACUGUCCUAAAGGCCAUUACAACGACCUCGCCACCCUUCUCCUCGCCACCAACGACGACGCCGUUCGAAACAUCUUCUCCACCAACACUUCCACCGAGUACCAGCCCCUUUCCCUCGUCAUCUUCUUCCUCCUCUACUGCGUCUUAGGGCUUAUCACUUUCGGCAUCGCCGUCCCCUCCGGUCUCUUCCUUCCGAUCAUUUUGAUGGGCUCUGGCUAUGGCCGUCUCAUCGGCCUCCUCAUGCGGCCCUACUCCGAUCUUGAUCAGGGACUUUUGGCUGUUCUCGGUGCUGCCUCCUUAAUGGCCGGCUCCAUGCGGAUGACCGUUUCCCUCUGCGUUAUAUUCCUCGAGCUCACCAACAAUCUCCUUCUACUUCCGAUUACGAUGAUUGUCCUUCUGAUUGGAAAAACCGUCGGGGACUGUUUUAACCCUAGUAUUUAUGACAUCAUUCUACAUCUGAAGGGGCUUCCGUUCUUGGACGCGAAUCCGGAGACGUGGAUGAGGAACAUCACGGUGGGCGAACUGGCUGACGCAAAGCCGGCGGUGGUGACGCUGCGGGGAUUGGAGAAAGUGUCCCGCAUUGUGGAGGUUCUUAAGAACACGACGCAUAACGGGUUCCCUGUUGUGGACUCGGACGCAGUGGUGCCGCCAGUGGGGAUGGCAGUGGGGGCGACGGAGCUGCACGGGCUAGUGCUGAGAGCGCAUUUGCUGCAGGUGCUGAAAAAGAAAUGGUUCUUGAGAGAGAAGAGAAGAACAGAGGAAUGGGAGGUGAGGGAGAAGUUUACAUGGGUGGAAUUGGCGGAGAGGGAAGGGAAGAUUGAGGAGCUUGCAGUGAAGAAGGAGGAGAUGGAUAUGUACGUUGAUCUUCAUCCUCUUACCAACACUACGCCUUAUACAGUAAUGGAGAGCAUGUCUGUGGCCAAAGCUCUGGUUCUGUUCCGCCAAGUGGGGCUCCGCCAUUUGCUCAUCGUGCCCAAGUAUGAAGCUGCUGGGGCUCCGCCAGUAAUUGGGAUUUUGACGAGGCAGGACUUGAGGCCGUACAACAUUCUGAGUGCGUUCCCUCAUCUUGCCAAGAUCAAAGGCAACGAAAAACGGAACUGAACUCUCAGAUUUGUCUCAUUCAUGAUUCAUCAACAGACACAUACUCUCCACACACAUAUUCCAACCUCUGCUUUUCUGCUGCAUUUCUUCAUAUCAUUGCUUCUAUACUUUCCUCUUUUCUUCACCAAUUUUGGCUUCUAUUUAUUCAAUUUUACAAUAAGCAAAAGGAUUCUCCAUUUAUUC